Ilex paraguariensis (yerba mate) is the source of this 546-nucleotide messenger RNA. NCBI's taxonomy places the organism in Eukaryota, Viridiplantae, Streptophyta, Magnoliopsida, Aquifoliales, Aquifoliaceae. The record is from the annotation of a GenBank genome assembly.
AUGGAUGUUCUUGGUGCCUUGGCUUUGGCCACCACAUCAAUGGCGGCGGAGCCACUGCCUUCUAUGAUUCAACUAGAGAGACCGCCGUCACCAGUAUAUGGUGCUGGCCGUUCAAUCUUAACCAAGAGAAUGAAGAUAAACAUUGCUGUCCAAUCUUUGUUCCAAGUCACUCUUCUAUUGAUUCUGCAUUUCAAGGGAAAAGCUAUUCUCCAGGUGGACGAGACCACAUUAGAAGCUUUAAUUUUCAACUCCUACAUGCUUUGCCAAGUCUCUGUACUGAUCAACACAAGAGAGAUUGACAAAACUAAUGGUUUUGAGGGGAUGUUUAAGCAUAAGAACUGUGGGUUUCUUGUCCUUCUAGGAGCCAUCGUUGUCCUGCAGCUGGUAGAGAUUGAGUUGGCUGCGGUUGUUGCUCAUUCAGCUAGGUUAGAUCUGAAACGAUGGUGCAUCUGUAUUGGAAUUGCAGCAGGAGCGAUGCUUAUAGACUGUUUGGAAAGCAUUCCAGCAGAGAAAGUUGAAGAUGGUGAUGAUCCCCUAGCACGCUAA